AACAUCAAUCACUAAACUAAACAUUUCAGGACUGUGUUUUGUGUACGCGCCGACCCGGUGACUUUUAUUUUGAAAUUAUAUUUUUUCCGUAUGCGGAGCUUCACAGGAAAACGACGAUGCGACGAACGAACUGAAUUUGUGGGAACGAGAUGUUGUCAUCACGUUUAUUUCGCAUUACCCGGGUUCCUUUAACUGGAUGUCGAUAUCAUCAUGCAAGACUCAACCGGGUCAACUCGCACACUCACGUGCAGGCAUAAUAGAAGCCCGGAUUGGCUCGCGCACCGGCUGUCACCCUCCACGCGCACAGUGCAAAUCCAACCAGUCUCGUUGUAUUCUGAUCUGGCCUCAAAGAAAUUCAAUCUAAUUUAUGCGUUUCCACCAAUCAAAGGCCUGCGGGCUCUGUCAAGACUCAAACUGAUGCAGACGGGCAUUACUGUCAUCUUAUUGCCCACAGUGUAUUACCUGUACCAUCAGGGACAGGCUUCAGUUACCCUACUGACUUACUCCACCGGCAUAGCUGUGUUUGCUGGCAUUAUGCUUUAUUCCAUAAGCUACUAUGUCAGGAGAGUGGUCGGCAUGAUGUAUUUGGAUUCAACGCAGACCACCUUAAAGGUGUCACACCUGACCUUCUGGGGCCACAGGAGAGACAUUUACCUGCCCGUGUCAGAUGUGAUGACCCUCGGAGAUGCUGGUGAUACCAAAGGAGAACCUAUUCUUCGCUUUAAGCGCUACAGCAGUUCUGAUUCAAUGUUCUUCUCCACUAGACUGGGACGAGUGGUGGAUAAAGAUGCUUUUGAGAAGGUUUUUGGGAGCAUGGAGUGAAUCUUGACCUGCUGUGGUUCAAUUUGUCAUGUCAGACAUCACUGGAUAUUGUGUGCCAGUUGACAAAUAAAAGUGUAUUUCACACAAUCUGUAAGAAGCAUAAAUGCUUGAUGUACCAUAUUCAUUUCUCAUUAAACGUGUCGUUGGCAUCA
Triplophysa dalaica is the source of this 974-nucleotide messenger RNA. It is a transcript of the gene tmem186, whose product is annotated as transmembrane protein 186. The coding region runs from base 211 to 822 and encodes 203 amino acids. The transcript has 2 exons. Gene Ontology annotation, cellular component: mitochondrion. The record is from RefSeq and is a predicted model, not a curated record. NCBI's taxonomy places the organism in Eukaryota, Metazoa, Chordata, Actinopteri, Cypriniformes, Nemacheilidae.